Plutella xylostella (diamondback moth) is the source of this 2695-nucleotide messenger RNA. RefSeq lists its product as uncharacterized. The record is from RefSeq and is a predicted model, not a curated record. Lineage: Eukaryota; Metazoa; Arthropoda; Insecta; Lepidoptera; Plutellidae.
CUGAACGUAGUAUUUGCUUUUUCUAUCUCCUUGGGUUUAUUCUUGGUUUCACUUGGUUUAUUUAUUGUAUUCGAAUAUUUUUUCUGAUAUUUUUAACCCAACAUGGAAAGAGAUUUAAUAAAUACAUCAGAAGUACCCGGAGAAAGAGUAACGAGCACGUAUGCAGAAAUAUACUUACAACAAGAACAUUUUUGUGAAACUAAUGUAAAGGGUGAAGAGGUAAUAAUAGCUGGUGAAAGUUCUCAAAUAGAUCACGAUCUUAUGGAGACAAAUUCCAACUGGGAGUCACCCAGUGACGCACUUAUUACUUUAGUAGAUUUGAAGCCUCCAUUUACUUCCAAGUUUAUUAGAGGGAAAACACACCAAGGAAUUCUUUCAAUUGGCGAUUCAGUUUUACAAGCCGAAAGGGAGAAAUGGUUGAAUAAACUUAAUAAGCUUAUUGAAGAAAAUAAUGCUGUAUGUGAAUACAUACUUCAGCAUGAAAAAGAAAAGAUUAUUGAAAGACUUACAGAAACUUACAAAAACAUUUUUAAUGAAAAGAGAAUGAUCAUGACAGAACAACUUGAUUAUUUUUAUGAGAAGAGCUUAGAUGACUUAGAAGAACAUAUUAAAUCUGAGUUGAGACAUGUUCUCCUUAGUGCCCAUUCAAAUAUGAUUAGUGAUAUGGAUAUUCAAAUAAAUGCUAAACUAUUGGAAGAAAAGAAAAUUCUGAAUAAAAUCUUAUGGGAUCAAUAUUUUAGUGAGAUGCGCAAAAUAAUUGAAUAUUAUAAAUUACUUUUAGAUAAAGAGUAUUAUAGACGGAAUAAAUUUAUAAAAAGGCUAGUCAUUGAAAGAAAUAAUGCUCUUAAUGCUUUUGCAAGACAUUAUGAAGCUGAAACUCUCACCUCAACAAUGUAUAUUUUAGCAAGCGAACGAAAAAAAUGUCGAAUAAAAACAUUUUUACUAAACACUUAUGAUUCUACAGUCACACAAGAAAAUAUGGAUACAAUAAAAAGACAGCAAGAAAUUUUAAAAGAACUUAAAGACAAAGAUGUACCACUUAGCCAAUUAAACAAACAGUGGGAAGAAAAACUAGAAAAAAUAUUACAGCUAUUUUUAAAGUUUAUGAGUUUUUGUAUGCAGUUACUUCCUGAGCAAACAUCGUUUUUGCUGGACCUCAAAACGUUGAUGGUAUUACAACUAAGUGAACUACAAAAGUUUCCAAACGAAACAUCAAACAUUCUAGUUAAAGAAGAAGAUUUUGAGAAUGUGUUUCAUUUUGAAAAGCCGUCACAUUUGGAUCCUGUCUGUGAAGCCCGUCCUUUCAUUAUUGAGGGUGAUUCUUCAGAUUCCAUAAAUGCUCAAUAUGGAAGUAGAGAAACACUUCCUUCUGAUGUUGACUUGCCUUUAUUUAGAGUACAAAGAAAAUUUAUUUAUGCAAAAUGUGAACAUUUUAAUGCAGUCAAAGCGUAUCUAGAAAAGCAACGAUGCAAAUGUAGAGAUCCUCCUGUUAUUGGAACACAGUCUAUUGAGACCUUGAUUGAUGAAGAAGAAAAACCAUCAGAAGUGGAGGAAGAAGAGGAACAUGAAUUACUUGAACCAAUUAUUAUAAAUGACUUUAGCCGUCUGGAUGGAUGUCCAGCUAUAUCAUGUAGGGAUUGGCAAAACGAUUUAUCUUUUCCACAUUUGAACGCUUAUUUAGAUUUCACCGACAAAAAAUAUGAAAGAGUCAAAGCUAUGCUGGGUAAUAAACAUUCCGAUGUUGUUAUGCCAGAACUAUUAGAUGUAAAAGAUAUAGCAUACCAAGAGCUACCUUUUUCCGAAACUGUCGAUAAGACUUAUAAUAAAGCUACUCAAUAUUCAAGUCAAGAAGACAUAUCCCCGCCAGCUUGCACUUGUACAAAUAAUGAUGUUGACAACAGAUCAGUACGUUCGUCUGAGACACCGGUAGAGUUACCAGAGAUGUUUCAACCAGAUCAUACGGAUAAAAUUGUUAAUGACGCUCUAAAGAAACGUAGACUGUCCUUACUACGAUUAAUAAAGGAAAACAGCAAAAUUGCUAAGAUUUUUACUGAUAUUGAAGAGGAUUAUGAUUAUGUGAUGUAGUUUAUUUUAUUUCAUUAUAAAUUCACAUUUAUAAAAAUCUUUGUAAGUUGUUUGUACAUCAAUUCUUCAUAUUAGCAAAAAGUGAGGAUCUUGUGAUGAUAUUGUAUGUAUACACAUAAUAUAAUCACAGUUUUUGUUAGCACGCAAUAUUUUGUUUAUUCAAAAUGCCUGUAUUCUUUGCAAACCAUCAAGUAAAGUAAUUGUAAUGUUGAGCUGCAUCGUCCUGAUAAAACCGAGAUCACACUGCUCAGUUAUUAUCGUUACAAUAAUAAUUAGCCGUAAUCUUUUGCUGACUUUCUUAAAGAAGCUUUAAACUUUUAUGAAUGUUAUUUUAAUACCUUAAAACAAACAUUCAUAUUUACUGGAUUUUCUCUGUAUAUCAUAUAACGAUGUGCAACUAAUUGUUAAUAAUGUGUUCGGUGGGGCUAAGCAGGUGCGAAAUAGGGCAGGGUGGCACAAAUUACUGCCUGUAUCUUCGCGGUUUUGCGCUAAACUCUAUUCAUUUGUUCUCGUUUGUAACAUACUGUACGAGUAUAGUGUAUGUAUUUGUAUAUGUAUAUGUUUGGGAUAACAAUGUUUGUGUAAGCAAUAAACUCACGUUUGUUAUCUA